This is a messenger RNA of Dioscorea cayenensis subsp. rotundata (Guinea yam), 1352 nucleotides long. RefSeq names its product AUGMIN subunit 7. The transcript has 9 exons. Gene Ontology annotation, cellular component: HAUS complex. Gene Ontology annotation, biological process: spindle assembly; centrosome cycle. NCBI's taxonomy places the organism in Eukaryota, Viridiplantae, Streptophyta, Magnoliopsida, Dioscoreales, Dioscoreaceae. Bases 63 to 1052 code for a protein of 329 amino acids. The record is from RefSeq and is a predicted model, not a curated record. Gene Ontology annotation, molecular function: microtubule minus-end binding.
AAAUUUUUUUGGGAAUUUGGAUCCCGGAGCGACAGCGGAAGAGUUUUGGCUUUUGGCCGGCAAUGGCUUCCAAGCAAAUGGAGGAGAUUCAGAGGAAGCUGGCCCUGCUCAACUACCCACGCGCCAACGCUCCUGCUCAGUCCCUUCUCUUCGCCGGCGUCGAGCGCUAUGCCCUCCUCGAGUGGCUCUUCUUUAAGCUUCUAGGAGACCGAUCACCAUUCACUCAGCAGACUUGGCAAGGUGAUGCUUUAGAUCGUGAUGAAGAGACAGCCCGUAUCCAACAUUUGGCUGAGAUAGCGAGUUUCUUGGGUAUUACAUCUUCCGUUGAUACAGAAGUCAUCCAAGGAAGAGGCAGCUACGAGGAACGUGCUGAGCUUCUCCGUCUUAUUGUAGAUCUGGUGGAAGCAAGUUUUAAUGCUGAUUAUCCUGAAUGGACUGUUGAUGAGCAGUUGGCAAAGGAUGUGCAGUUGCUAGAUUCUAUUGCUGAGAAACAAGCUCAAAUUUUUUCAGAAGAAUGCAAACUUUUCCCUGCAGAUGUCCAGAUCCAAUCCAUCUAUCCAUUGCCAGAUAUAUCCGAACUGGAAUCAAAACUCUCUGAGCAUACAAAGAAGUUGUCAAAUUUGCAACAGAUGGUCCAGGACUUGGCAUCCAAGUAUGAUUACAAUCCAAACGAGGAUUAUGCUAGUGUGGAAUUACAACUACGAUCACAGUUGGAGUCUUUUCUGGAAACUGUGAGGUCCUUCAAUAUAAUAUACUCCAAGGAAAUUCGCCCUUGGACGCAUAUGAUGGAGGUUCCUCAGUUGCACGGAUUUGGCCCCGCCGCUAAUCGUUUAUUGGAGGCUUAUAACACACUAUUAAAGUUCUUAGGAAAUUUGAGGAGUCUCCGAGAUUCUCAUGCAGCAAUGGCAGCUGGAUCGGAAACUAUAUCCAGUGAACCAUCAUCUGUGAAGAAAAUAAUCAUGGACUGCGAAUCAGCACUUUCGUAUUUGAACUGCAACCUUGCUAUCCUCUCAACUUCUGUCUCUCGAGAACAAGGUGAGGACGGCCUGUAAAUUCGCACAAGAGCUUGAUUUGCACAUACAAGACAGAGAGAGAGAUGGAGAAAACCGAUAUGAUGCAUUUAACAGAGUUUGAUUUAUUUGACUUGAUAUUGUUCAUGCCUGAUCUUUGUGUUGAAGAUUAACUGAUAAAUUUAACCAAGGCCUCAAGAACACAAAGUUUGUACUUUUUAGUUUUUACUGCUGAAGCAGAGAACUAAAAUGAAAUGACCAUUGUUUGCAUGUAAGCCCCUUUAAAAUCUGAAUAUUACUUCAUUUGUUAUGAAGAUAAAAAGUGUGUUGGGAGUGUUUGAA